UGUUGCAUGUUGGAGGCUCUGGUGCAGGAAACCAGGAGGGUCCCGUGUCCCAGACGCAGAGCACGCAGGGCUCCAGCCUGGUUUCCUGCCUCAGGAGUCCUGGUGUCCGCCCCAACCCAGAGAGCAGUUUGUGCAAUUUGGAAACUCGAUAGGAGGCAGCAGCUGAUCUCCCACCACCCUAAAAAUAAUCUGCUCCCGCGCCCUGCAUGCUCCGGCAGCUAGCAGAGGAAAACGCUGUCAUCCAAAAUAAGCCAUAUAAGAAGAAAUGAGCCUUUCAUUUUGUGGUAAUAACAUUUCUUCAUAUGAUAUCUACGAUGGUGUCUUACAAAAUCCCUGCUUUGUGGAUGCACUCAACUUGGUCCCACAUGUCUUCCUGUUGUUCAUCACUUUUCCAAUAUUGUUUAUUGGCUGGGGAAGCCAAAGUUCCAAAGUGCAAAUCCAUCACAACACGUGGCUGCACUUCCCUGGCCAUAACCUGAGAUGGAUCCUCACAUUUGCUCUCCUGUUUGUACACGUAUGUGAGAUAGCGGAAGGCAUCGUUUCAGACUCCCGGCGUGAGUCUAGGCAUCUCCACCUCUUCAUGCCAGCUGUGAUGGGAUUUGUUGCCACGACAACCUCAAUUGUAUACUAUCAUAAUAUUGAAACGUCAAAUUUUCCUAAAUUACUUUUAGCUUUAUUUCUGUAUUGGGUGAUGGCAUUUAUUACUAAGACAAUAAAGUUGGUCAAGUACUGGCAGUCUGGUUUGUGGAUGUCGGACUUGCGUUUCUGCAUCACGGGCAUGAUGGUCAUCUUGAAUGGGCUCCUGAUGGCUGUGGAGGUCAAUGUCAUCCGCGUCAGGAGGUACGUGUUCUUCAUGAACCCCCAGAAAGUGAAGCCACCUGAAGACCUGCAGGAUCUGGGCGUGAGAUUUCUUCAGCCAUUCGUGAAUUUACUGUCCAAAGCCACAUACUGGUGGAUGAACACACUCAUUAUAUCUGCUCAUAAAAAGCCCAUUGAUCUGAAGGCAAUUGGGAAAUUGCCAAUAGCCAUGAGGGCAGUCACGAAUUACGUUUGCCUGAAAGAUGCCUAUGAAGAACAAAAGAAAAAAGUAGCUGAUCGUCCAAACCGGACUCCGUCUAUAUGGCUGGCCAUGUACAGAGCCUUUGGGCGGCCGAUUCUACUUAGCAGCACAUUUCGUUAUUUGGCUGAUUUACUAGGUUUUGCCGGACCACUCUGUAUUUCUGGAAUAGUUCAGCGUGUGAAUGAAACCCAGACUGGGACAAAUAACACAACGGGAAUUUCAGAAACGCUCUCAUCCAAGGAAUUUCUUGAAAAUGCGUAUGUUCUCGCAGUUCUUCUCUUCUUGGCUCUUAUUCUACAGAGGACAUUCCUGCAGGCGUCCUACUAUGUAACCAUAGAGACGGGCAUUAACCUCCGUGGAGCACUGCUGGCCAUGAUAUACAAUAAGAUAUUGAGGCUGUCCACUUCUAACUUAUCUAUGGGGGAGAUGACCCUGGGACAGAUCAACAACUUGGUUGCCAUUGAAACCAACCAACUCAUGUGGUUCUUGUUCCUGUGUCCCAAUCUAUGGGCUAUGCCUGUUCAGAUCAUAAUGGGAGUGAUUCUGCUCUAUAACUUACUUGGCUCCAGCGCCUUGGUUGGCGCAGCUGUCAUUGUGCUCCUUGCGCCCAUGCAGUACUUCAUUGCCACAAAGUUGGCAGAAGCUCAGAAGAGCACUCUGGAUUACUCCACAGAAAGACUCAAGAAAACCAAUGAAAUACUGAAAGGCAUCAAGCUUCUCAAGUUGUAUGCCUGGGAGCACAUUUUCUGCAAAAGUGUGGAAGAAACAAGAGUGAAAGAACUGUCCAGUCUCAAAGCGUUUGCCCUGUAUACCUCACUGUCCAUCUUCAUGAAUGCAGCCAUCCCCAUAGCAGCUGUUCUUGCUACGUUUGUGACCCACGCCUAUGCCAGCGGGAACAACCUGAAGCCAGCAGAAGCCUUUGCUUCGCUGUCUCUCUUCCACAUCUUGAUCACCCCACUCUUCCUGCUGUCCACCGUGGUGAGGUUUGCAGUCAAAGCCAUCAUCAGUGUUCAAAAACUCAAUGAGUUUCUCUUAAGUGAUGAAAUUGGUGAUGAUAGCUGGCGAACCAGUGAAACUUCUCUCCCUUUCGAGUCCUGUAAGAAACACACUGGAGUGCAGUCAAAAACCAUUAACAGGAAGCAGCCUGGGAGAUACCACCUGGACAGCUACGAGCAGUCGACGCGGCGGCUGCGUUCCAUGGAGACAGAAGACAUUGCAAUAAAGGUCACAAAUGGAUGCUUUUCUUGGGGCAGUGGUGCAGCUACUUUAUCCAAUAUAGAUAUCCGGAUUCCAACAGGUCAGUUGACCAUGAUUGUGGGCCAGGUGGGAUGUGGAAAGUCCUCCCUUCUUCUCGCCAUCCUUGGUGAGAUGCAGACACUGGAUGGCAAAGUUCACUGGAGCAAUGUAAAUGAAUCUGAGCCUUCUUUUGAAGCAACCAGAAGUAGGAGCAGGUAUUCGGUGGCCUAUGCUGCCCAAAAACCCUGGUUACUAAAUGCCACAGUAGAAGAAAAUAUCACCUUUGGAAGUCCUUUCAACAAGCAGAGGUACAAAGCUGUCACGGAUGCCUGUUCUUUGCAACCAGACAUUGAUUUAUUACCAUUUGGAGACCAAACUGAAAUUGGAGAGCGGGGCAUCAAUCUGAGUGGGGGACAGAGACAGAGGAUCUGUGUGGCACGAGCUCUCUAUCAAAACACCAAUAUUGUCUUCUUGGACGAUCCUUUCUCUGCUCUAGACAUCCACCUGAGCGAUCACCUCAUGCAGGAGGGCAUUCUGAAAUUUCUCCAGGAUGACAAGAGAACUCUUGUUCUAGUGACUCAUAAGCUGCAGUAUCUGACCCAUGCUGACUGGAUCAUUGCCAUGAAGGAUGGAAGUGUACUCAGAGAAGGGACUUUGAAGGACAUUCAGACCAAAGAUGUCGAGCUGUACGAACACUGGAAAACACUUAUGAACCGUCAGGAUCAAGAACUGGAGAAGGACAUGGAAGCUGACCAAACCACUCUAGAGAGGAAAACUCUGCGAAGGGCCAUGUAUUCCAGAGAGGCCAAAGCCCAGAUGGAGGAUGAAGAUGAAGAGGAAGAGGAGGAAGAAGAUGAAGAUGAUAACAUGUCCACUGUAAUGAGACUAAGAACCAAGAUGCCCUGGAAAACCUGCUGGCGAUACCUCACAUCCGGUGGAUUCUUCUUGCUCUUCCUGAUGAUUUUCUCGAAGCUCUUGAAGCAUUCGGUCAUUGUGGCAAUAGAUUAUUGGCUGGCCACAUGGACAUCAGAGUAUAACACUGAGAAAACUGACAAGACCUACUAUGUGGCUGGAUUUAGCAUACUUUGUGGCGCAGGCAUUUUUCUUUGCCUUGUGACAUCUCUCACCGUGGAAUGGAUGGGUCUCACAGCUGCCAAAAACCUUCACCACAAUCUCCUCAAUAAGAUCAUUCUUGGACCAAUAAGGUUCUUUGACACCACUCCCCUGGGAUUGAUCCUCAAUCGCUUUUCAGCUGACACUAACAUCAUUGAUCAGCAUAUCCCGCCAACUCUGGAAUCUCUAACUCGCUCCACACUGCUCUGCCUGUCUGCCAUCGGAAUGAUCUCCUACGCUACUCCUGUGUUCCUCGUCGCUCUCGUGCCCCUUGGAGUUGCCUUUUAUUUUAUCCAGAAAUACUUCCGAGUUGCCUCUAAGGACCUCCAGGAAUUGGAUGACAGCACCCAACUUCCGCUGCUUUGUCACUUCUCAGAGACAGCUGAAGGACUCACCACCAUCCGGGCCUUUCGGCAUGAGACCAGAUUUAAGCAACGUAUGCUGGAACUGACAGACACAAACAACAUUGCCUAUUUAUUUCUCUCAGCUGCCAACAGAUGGCUGGAGGUCAGGACGGAUUACCUGGGAGCUUGUAUUGUCCUGACUGCCUCAAUUGCAUCUAUCAGUGGGUCUUCCAAUUCCGGAUUGGUCGGCUUGGGUCUGCUGUAUGCACUCACGAUAACCAACUAUCUGAACUGGGUUGUGAGGAACUUGGCUGAUCUGGAGGUCCAGAUGGGUGCAGUGAAGAAAGUGAACAGUUUCUUGACUAUGGAGUCCGAGAACUACGAAGGCACCAUGGAUCCUUCUCAAGUCCCAGAACAUUGGCCACAGGAAGGGGAGAUCAAGAUUCAUGAUUUGUGUGUCAGAUAUGAGAAUAAUCUGAAACCUGUUCUUAAACAUGUCAAGGCUUACAUCAAGCCUGGGCAGAAGGUGGGCAUAUGCGGUCGCACUGGCAGCGGCAAGUCAUCCUUAUCCCUGGCUUUCUUCAGAAUGGUUGACAUAUUUGACGGAAAGAUCGUCAUUGAUGGGAUAGACAUUUCUAAACUACCCCUACACACACUGCGCUCCCGCCUUUCCAUCAUUCUGCAGGACCCAAUACUCUUCAGUGGUUCCAUUAGAUUUAAUUUGGAUCCAGAGUGCAAAUGCACAGAUGACAGGCUCUGGGAAGCUCUAGAAAUCGCUCAGCUGAAGAAUAUGGUCAAGUCCCUGUCUGGAGGUCUAGAUGCAGUUGUCACGGAAGGUGGGGAGAAUUUUAGUGUGGGACAGAGACAGCUGUUUUGUCUGGCAAGAGCCUUUGUUCGCAAGAGCAGCAUCCUCAUUAUGGAUGAAGCAACAGCCUCCAUUGACAUGGCUACAGAAAAUAUUUUACAGAAAGUAGUGAUGACAGCCUUUGCAGACCGCACCGUCGUUACCAUAGCUCAUCGCGUUCACACUAUUCUGACAGCAGACCUGGUAAUUGUGAUGAAGCGUGGAAAUAUUCUAGAAUAUGACACACCAGAAAGCCUCCUGGCAAGGGAGGAUGGCGUGUUUGCUUCUUUUGUUCGUGCAGAUAUGUGAAUGGAUCUUAAUGCGAUGCAUGUAUUUAAAAUCAUGCAGUAAUAAUGCACAUCUUAGGUUUAUAUAAGCCUGACUUUUAUAAAGUAGCAUCUUAAA
Messenger RNA from Ochotona princeps (American pika), 5002 nucleotides. It is a transcript of the gene ABCC9, whose product is annotated as ATP binding cassette subfamily C member 9. Gene Ontology annotation, biological process: transmembrane transport; potassium ion transport. The record is from RefSeq and is a predicted model, not a curated record. NCBI's taxonomy places the organism in Eukaryota, Metazoa, Chordata, Mammalia, Lagomorpha, Ochotonidae. The transcript is spliced from 39 exons. The coding region runs from base 266 to 4906 and encodes 1546 amino acids. Gene Ontology annotation, cellular component: membrane. Gene Ontology annotation, molecular function: ATP binding; ABC-type transporter activity; sulfonylurea receptor activity.